CUUCCGUCCGCCGCCUUGUCGAAAAAGCUCCGAGGUCCCGCUGAAGAUCAGCUCACUGAUUAUAACUUCCAUACGAUAUACAGCCUCCAUUAUGUCUCAACCCGACCCUCUGAGCUGGACUCUUCUCUUCAAGAAGCACAAGACCACCGUGCUUCUGAUGCUCCCGCCAUCGGAGACGAUCGCCACUACAAAAGACGCGCUCCUCAAAGCUCUCAAAUCCCGCGAGAUCCACGAAAUCAACGGCGAUAUAGUUCCAGAUGAUCCGUCUCAUAUUGAAUUCGGUGUUGCAGUGGAUAAGAAUGAUCUAGAAAAGGGCUGGACAAGACUGGAGGCUGAAGUGCCUGCAUUCGACGAUGAUAACGCUCCUAAACGUGGAGCUGCGAAGAAAGGUGCUGGCGCUCUCACGCUGCAAGCGGCUGAGAUUAAGAAUGGGCAGCCUAUUGCUUUCAGGUUCCGGAAGCCCAGGGAGGGCUCGGAGAAGGGCGAGGAUAUGAUUGACCUGGAGCUGGAGGAUCCUGGUUGGGAUGUCAUUGUCCCGAGCUUUGAGGAUGAGGAGGAGGACGUUAAUUAAACUCAUCCCUGUCGGAACAGCUUCUUGGUGUGGAGUUCUGCAACGCUUUCAUGGAUUGGCGCAUGGUUGAUACGGGGCUCAUAUUGGCGGCGUUUACAAUAUUCUCAAUGACACUCUUUUGGGCAGAAUACAAUGAUGUGGUAGUCGAGAUCUUCGUAAAGUAGAAUCUAUCCCGACUUUGAGCAAACG
Messenger RNA from Aspergillus welwitschiae, 760 nucleotides. RefSeq lists its product as uncharacterized. The record is from RefSeq and is a predicted model, not a curated record. Lineage: Eukaryota; Fungi; Ascomycota; Eurotiomycetes; Eurotiales; Aspergillaceae. The coding region runs from base 92 to 571 and encodes 159 amino acids. The transcript is spliced from 2 exons.